Caenorhabditis angaria is the source of this 1388-nucleotide messenger RNA. The record is from the annotation of a GenBank genome assembly. NCBI's taxonomy places the organism in Eukaryota, Metazoa, Nematoda, Chromadorea, Rhabditida, Rhabditidae.
AUGAGACGACCUGCAGCAUGUUUUGAGAUUUUCGAAAUUCCAAAUGCUGCUUUGGUUACUGUUUCUCUACAGGUAAGUUAUUUCUUUUUUUUUUGAAAAAAAUUUAUGAUAAAGAUUCUAGAUUUUGACAAUGUUAGCUGAAAUUGGCAUUUAUUUUAUGCUCGAAAAUUAUGGAUUUUUCACAAAUCCCUCAUUUUUUCGACUAGUUAUUAUUCCAAUUGCAAUAGUUUAUAUUGGCGGAGGAAUUUUGGCGAUUUUUGGGGUCUUGACACGAAAAAGAUUGUUGAUUACGGUACAUUCAACGAUUACUUCGACUCUGAUGGUUUUAACGGAUAUUUUAGCGGUUUCUAUUAUUUUUCUAAUGGCUAUUGGUUAGUUUUGAUGAAAAAAUUAAAUGUGGGAAAUUUUUGAAAUUGUGGACUUGUUUUGAAAAUACAAUGGUCCCCGUAAAUGAUAAUUUUUAUUUAAAAUAAUGGACCAUUAAAGUUUCAAUUAAUUUGAACUUUGAUGUUAACUUGUUUUGAGCCAAGAACAAUGAAGACGGUUGAAAUAUAUAAAAUUAACUUAUUCCUCAAAGUUUCCAAAUGUUUUAUUGAAAAUUGAGCCACACUCAAAAAUAUUUUAUUUAAAAUUCUAACAAACUUGGAGAGUCAAAUGAGAACUUGAAAUAUUUUACAGAAAAAUAUUAUUUGAUUUAGCUGCAAAAAAAUCCAAAAGCUACAGUAAUCCUGGACGUUUCUAUGGAUAAACUUCGAGUGGGAGUCAGUUUUACAUUUUAUACAAUCUUCCAUUAUUUUGCAGGAAAACGUAGUGAUUAUCUUCAUAAUCUUCAUCGAGGUUUUGUCAAUGAAAAGAAAUUUUAUGAGUAAGUUUUUAAAAAUAUUUUUCUAUUGAUAAUUACAAUUUUUCAGAAUUCUCGGUCCAUUUUGGAUGUAUCUUGGCGCAAUUUUUCUCCAUGCCACAGUUGCUGUAAAUAUGGCAUUUUUACAACCACUCAAUGAUUUUUCAAAAUUUGUUGAGGUAAUUUUCAAUUUUUUUUUUGAAUUGUUGAAUUGAAUAACAAACAAACUAUAAUAUUUAUAUACCACAUUUUGAAUCAUCUCAAAAUUCGACCUCUAAACUUUUUCACUUUCUUGUGUGUUUUUUCAUAAGCUUUUGUUGUCUGUCCUUGGUGUCUUUUAUAAUCCAUACGAACAUCCUAAUUAUAGCAAGAAAAAAAACUAUAUUUCAUUUUAUUGGAGGUUUUUAUAACCUUGAAAUUCACACUUUUAAGAAUAUAAAAUGGAUUUCGAGAAUAAAAUAUAUUCUUGCAGAAAGAAUCUGAAAUUGCCAAAACCGCCCUUCAAUCUUCAUAUUCUUCAACUUCUUCUUCGCCAUAUUCAAAAUAA